Messenger RNA from Plectropomus leopardus (leopard coralgrouper), 1520 nucleotides. It is a transcript of the gene neil1, whose product is annotated as nei-like DNA glycosylase 1. Gene Ontology annotation, cellular component: nucleus. Gene Ontology annotation, biological process: base-excision repair. Lineage: Eukaryota; Metazoa; Chordata; Actinopteri; Perciformes; Serranidae. The record is from RefSeq and is a predicted model, not a curated record. Gene Ontology annotation, molecular function: nucleic acid binding; DNA N-glycosylase activity; zinc ion binding.
UGAGCCACGGUGAUAUAACAUGUUUGGUAACAGGCAUGUUGUGAAAGCAUUGCGGGUUUUACCUGCACAUUGUGCAGCCCUGCAGAGAGGACAGCGGCCCGGCAGACUCCACAGGUUAUGUCAUUACAGUAAAAGACUGUUUUAGUGGCUAUUUUUCAUCAUCGGUGCAAUCUACUUCCUGGUUUGGUUGCAGCACAGCUUCCUUUUGUUCCAACAAAAAUGCCCGAGGGACCAGAGCUCCACCUGGCCAGCCUGUAUGUGAACAAAAUGUGCGCAGGAGUAGUGUUCACUGGACCGGUCCAAAAAUCUGAGGUCAGCAAGAGUCCCGAUGUGCCCUUCACCUGCGAGUCCUAUCGCAUCACUGCCACUUCCAGAGGGAAGGAAGUGAAGCUCACGCUGACGCCCAUGAAGAGUGAUGACUCCAAACAGAGAGUGAAAACAGAGCAGGCAGACCACCCCAUGGAUGUAGUCUUUCGCUUUGGGAUGUCAGGGUAUUUCCGCUUCACCACAGAGCAUGAGCUGCCCAAACAUGCCCAUCUGCGCUUUUAUUCCAAAGAGAUGCCCCGCAGAGUGCUGAGCUUUGUGGACGCACGCAGGUUUGGCAGCUGGCAGCCUAAUGGGACGUGGCAGCCUGACCGAGGGCCUUGCAUCAUGUUUGAGUAUGAAAGCUUCAGGGAGAACGUGGUGUCGCACCUGUCUGACAGAGCCUUCGACCGGCCCAUCUGUGAGGUUCUGCUCAAUCAGAAGUACUUCAAUGGUAUUGGGAACUACCUCAGGGCCGAAAUCCUUUUCAGGUUAAACAUCCCCCCCUUUGUGCCUGCCAGAAGCGUACUGGAAGGCCUUGACUCAGAAGAUUUAUGUGAAAAUAAGAAGCCUGUGAAAAAUGGGAUCACAGACACAAAGAGCUCAAAGGGGCCCAAACAGAAGCGGGCGAAAGGGGAGACGGGUGACUUGCUCAGAUUGUGUCACACAGUGCCUCUGGAGGUGGUUAACCUCGGUGGAAAGGGCUAUGACCCCCAGAAAAAAGACUACUCUGACUUUGAGGCGUGGCUGCAGUGUUACUACGUGGAUGGAAUGAAAUCUAUACGGGACCACAAUGGCAGAACUAUGUGGUUUAAAGGAGAUGCAGGCCCCAUGGUGCCUAAAGAUUCAAAAUCACCCAAGGCAAAAAAGAGAGUAAAGAAAGAAGACGACCAUGAUUACACAGACAAGAAAAAGGUGGCCAGGAGUCGCUCAGCCAGCACAUCAAAGAAGAAAGUGGUCAAAGAGGAAACCAAGACCAAAACACCAAAGAAAGAGAAGAAUGCACGUUCAAAGGAAACCAGAUCCAAGAGAGAAAAAGCCGAAAAGUCCCGAAAAGAAAACACACCUCAACUGGAGGAAAAGAGAUUGACGAGGAGGAAAAGCAGCAGUGCAGAGCCAACUGCAGUGCCACAGAGGCGGAGCAGCAGAGGGACCAGACAGAGCGGCAAAUGAAAAGAGAGGGAGACAUCACAGUAUGGGACUGUCUUUAUGUUUUC